Molecule: messenger RNA, 2244 nt
Organism: Prorocentrum cordatum
Lineage: Eukaryota; Dinophyceae; Prorocentrales; Prorocentraceae
Source: the annotation of a GenBank genome assembly
GGCAGCCUAUUUUUAUCGCGGGCCUGUUGUUCGAUCUCGGCUCGAGUUGGUGGCACGUCUGCGCACGACCCUACCGUACGUCUUUCAUAUGUUUUUCAGGGACUGUGUUGUUUUGGCCUAGCAGGAUGCUGGCCAGGGCGUCCGCUUUGUGCGCGAUUGUUAUCGGAUCUCUUCUGCACGCCGAAGCCGCGAAGGUGGCGACGUCGGUGCAGCUUUUCAGGAAGGCCAUCAAGGAACAGAAAUUCAUCAGGACUUCAGGCGCAGCUGCGCAGGAGACCUCCAAGACCGUCGGUGCUUCUGCCAAGACCGUUGGUGCGGCUGCCCUGGAGGUGGACAGCGUCCGGAGGGAGGCCACGCACAGCAGCUUUAACGCCGCGGCCAACGCGACCGCGGAUGGCAGCGCGGACCGCCGCAAGAGGACCCAGCGGACCGCCCUCGAGUUCGACCUCCGCGGGUACCGCCGCAAGAGAGCCGCUGCCAAGUUCGACCUCCGAGGGCGCCGCCGCGCGGUUCACGGCACGACGGAGGCCGCCGUGUCUCACAAGACGGCCUACUUCGGCAAGGUCGCGAUCGGCACCCCUCCCCAGUGGUUCGACGUCGUGUUCGACUCCGGCAGCGGCAACCUGGUGCUGCCCUCCACGGACUGCACCGGCGAGGCCUGCGUCAACCACGCCCGUUACGACCAGCAGAGAUCCACGAGCGCGCGCCGCGUUUCGUGUGUUUCCAGCGAGGCUCCGUUGCUCCCGAAAAGCACGCCAGACACGUCGCCGGACAGUUUGAGCAUCACGUUCGGCACCGGGGAGAUCUGGGGCAGAUGCAUCGAGGAGCAGGUUUGUCUUGGCAGCGUCUGCUACCCUGGCUCCUUCAUUGCCGCAAGCAAUGAGACCAGUAUUCCGUUCACAGGCUUCGAAUUUGACGGUGUGUUGGGGCUGUCUCUGCCUGAGAUGUCGCACUCGCCCGCGUUCAACAUGAUGGAAAGGCUAAAAGUGACUGAGGCGCUCCAUCAGACUAUAUUCUCUGUUUUCUUGUCUGCCUCCGAUUCGGAAGUAUCCGAAGUCACCUUCGGCAGCAUCAACACUGAGCUCAUGGCGUCAGACCUCCAUUGGGUGCCCAUCUCGCGCAGCUCGGGUUAUUGGGAAGUGAAAAUCACGGACAUCACCAUAGACAACCAUCCGCAGGAGUUGUGCCAAGACUGCUACGUUGCCGUGGAUACGGGGACGUCGGAGCUGGCAGGGCCGUCCGGCGUCAUCGAGCGGUUGGCCGACAGGUUGGACGUCAGGAUCGACUGCUCGAAUUUCGACAGUCUGCCGAGGGUGGGAUUCCUUGUCAACGACCACAUCCUGAACCUCGAGCCCAGGGAGUACGUCGGUCAGACCGCGGACGGCUGCGAAGUCUCCCUGAUGCCCAUCGACGUGCCUCCGCCGCGGGGUCCGCUCUUCGUCUUCGGGAUCCCCUUCAUGGAGAAGUUCUACACGGUCUACGACAACGUGAACCGGCAGGUCGGCUUCGCUGUGGCCAAGCACGCGGGCGAUGGCCCCAAGCACGCGGCCCUCAGCAUGACGCAGCUGGGCGCCGCGGUGACGGCGAAUUCGAGCUCGAGCAGGUGGAGCCCCUGGCGGCACCGCGGCCACAGCGGCGGGAACCUCCGCAAGUGAGUGCCCCGCCUGCGUCGGCCACCGCAUCGGCACCGAGGCAGGGCGAACGUCCAGCGUUCCUUCUCCUCCUCCUCCUCCUUCUCCCCCUCCUCCUCCUUCGCCGAGUUCCCCCCUAAACAAGUCUGGCCUUUCUCUUGGCAUCGCCCCGGCGUGUGCCUCGUGCUUCCUCGGCGAGGAUCGACCGCCGAGGGGCCUCCUGGAUCGCCUGUUAGGCGCAGGACGGCACGCGCGAAGCCGCCAAGCGUGCACGGGGGAUGGGCGCCCGAGCGACGGCAGGUCGUUCGAGGAGAGGAGAAGCUCGGGCGUGGAGGCUCGGCGCGCGGACGCCACAGCAGCACAAGCCGCCCCCCCGCCGCGGCCCGCACGGCUCCUGUCGUGCCCGCCGGGGAGGGGCGCUGGCUGCCCCCCCGCGCCGCCUCUCCGAGCAUGCUGUCCGACUGCGGGCCGCAGCAGAACAACAAAGAAGAGAGUCGCACGGCGCAUCGGCGGCCACGCUGGACUGGGACGGCUCGGGUGCGGCGGGGGCUCCUCCUCUGCUGCUGCUCCCCCGGCGCUCCUCGCGCACACCGGCGAGCCCGGGCCCAGCAGA